Messenger RNA from Sabethes cyaneus, 1908 nucleotides. RefSeq names its product poly(A)-specific ribonuclease PARN-like. The coding region runs from base 66 to 1781 and encodes 571 amino acids. Gene Ontology annotation, molecular function: RNA binding; metal ion binding; poly(A)-specific ribonuclease activity. Gene Ontology annotation, biological process: nuclear-transcribed mRNA poly(A) tail shortening. The transcript has 6 exons. NCBI's taxonomy places the organism in Eukaryota, Metazoa, Arthropoda, Insecta, Diptera, Culicidae. Gene Ontology annotation, cellular component: cytoplasm; nucleus. The record is from RefSeq and is a predicted model, not a curated record.
GAUUUUAUUCUGCUUGAAAUAUUAAAUAUUUUAGUUGAAAUACGUUUCAACCUCAACAUUUUAAAAUGGAAAUCACGUCAGAAAAUUUUAAGGAGCAGCUGCCUUCCAUUCGGCAAAACAUUCAAGACGCCAGUUUCUUCGCAUUCGACAGUGAAUUCACCGGACUUACCACCGAUCGUAACAUUUUUCCGUUCGACACCCCCGAAGAAGUGUAUCUGAAAACGAUCGAAAAUUCGUCUCAGUUUGCCAUUAUUCAGCUGGGAUUGUGUGCCUUUCGCGUUGAUCCGGAAAGCAAGCGAGUGACGUACAAAUGUUACAAUUUCUACUGUUACCCAAAGGGACGGUUAAAUGUGUUCAGUUGCCAAGGGGACAGUAUGCGAUUUUUAGCGGAAAAUGGGUUUGAUUUCAAUAAGCUUUUUCGCCAUGGGCUUUCCUAUUGCUUGGAGGCAGACGAGGAACGUCUAAGGGCGGAAUUACGCGAAAGGCAAGAACAGCGUGCAACUGCACUGCAAGACGACGAUGUUACGGACGAAGAUAACAGUUCGGUGAAUAUGGUUCCAAUCCCACCUGGAGAGGAGAAACUGUUAACUGAUAUAACCGAACGGAUUGAACAAUUCAUUGCUUCGGAUGAAGCAGAGUUAACGAUUGCCGACUGUAAUGGAUUUCAACGUAAAUUAGUCUACCAGCUGAUAGAGUCGAAAUAUAAGAAGCAAGUUUCGACAAACUCGGUAAAUUUAGCGAAUAAACAUAAAGGAAUUUUGAUCGAACGGAAACGAACCAAGGAGCAAGAACUGAAGUUAGAUGAGGAUCGUGCUGUACAAGAGAACGAAGAUUUGGAGAAUAUGAUUGGCCUUUCUCUGGUGCUGCAGGAACUGUCCAAAUCUAGGAAGCUUAUCAUUGGUCAUAAUAUGCUGCUGGAUUUACUGUUUGUAAUUAGACAAUUUUUUCGCCCUUUGCCUUCAGACUAUCAGGAAUUUAAAAAUAUCGUUCGGCAUUUAUUUCCACUAUUACUGGAUACUAAAUACCUGUGUACGAAUGCAGAGCUUAAAGUGCAUGUUAAUUCGUCGGUUCUGGGACACGUGUUUGAAUCGGUGCAAAAGGAACCAUUCAAAAUGCCGGAGGUUACGUCUGAUUUUGAAGAGUAUGAGUAUUCAACAGAUGAUUCGAAGCAACACGAAGCAGGUUAUGAUGCAUAUGUAACGGGACUCUGCUUUCUUGGACUCACUAGCUAUUUUAAAUCCGAUCUGCUACACCUACAGAAUGAUCCGACGCUGAAGGGUUACUUCAACAGAAUAUUCUUGCUUAGGGUCGCGGAAGUAAAUUACAUCUACAUUUACGGUAAAGAACCAUCUAUAUCACGAGAGCACGUAUUUUUCAUAACCUUCCCGGAAAACUGGCGUUCGUCUGACAUCCUUAUUCGUUUCCGAAAUUAUGGGCAAGUGCAUAUAAAUUGGGUUAACAAUAACUCAGCGUUUGUUACGUUACACAACCGAGAUUAUGCUAGCCACGUGAUCAAAACCAUCGACAAAUCGUCUGCUCAGUUUACGAUUUGCACCUUCAACCAAUUUAAGGCAAAGCAGCAAUGUGCUGGAACUAAACGGCGAUUCAAUAGCGGUAGUUCUGAAAGAGGACAACCAAAGUGCGGUAAAAUCGAAAAAGAAGAAAAAUCGUCGUCCAUAGUUCUACCAGCGGUGACGGGUGAUGAGAUUGCAUCUUUUGGAGUCCCCAGUCAGCCUAAGAAGGCAAAGAAGACGGAGUUUGCGGAAAACAAUGACUGGUAGACUUGAGUAUUAUGACGAACGAUUUUUAUGUACCUAUCAGGAAUUCGAUAGCAGGUUUUCGAUGAUACCUAAAAAGGUGAGCACCGGUAGCGUAAUAUACGCUGAAUUGCAAAAAAUACAUAUUGAC